Knipowitschia caucasica is the source of this 531-nucleotide messenger RNA. The record is from the annotation of a GenBank genome assembly. NCBI's taxonomy places the organism in Eukaryota, Metazoa, Chordata, Actinopteri, Gobiiformes, Gobiidae.
AUGAGGUUAGAGGAGGAGCAGAUGAGGUUAGAGGAGGAGCAGAGGAGGUUAGAGGAGGAGCAGAUGAGGUUAGAGGAGGAGCAGAUGAGGUUAGAGGAGGAGCAGAGGAGGGUUAAGGAGACAGAUGAGGUUAGAGGAGGAGCAGAGAGGUUAGAGGAGCAGCAGGAGGUUAGAGGAGGAGCAGAUGAGGUUAGAGAGGUUAGAGGAGUUAGAGAGCGAGCAGAUGAGGUUAGAGGAGCAGCAGAUGAGAGGUUAGAGGUUAGAGGAGAGCAGCAUGAGGUUAGAGGAGAGCAGAUGAGGUUAGAGGAGGAGCAGAUGAGGUUAGAGGAGGAGCAGAUGAGGUUAGAGGGGGAGCAGAGGAGGUUAGAGGAGGAGCAGAGGAGGUUAGAGGAGGAGCAGAGGAGGUUAGAGGAGGAGCAGAGGAGGUUAGAGGAGGAGCAGAGGUGGUUAGAGGAGGAGCAGAGGUGGUUAGAGGAGGAGCAGAUGAGGUUAGAGGAGCAGCAGAUGAGGUUAGAGGAGCAGAGCAGAUGA